GCUCCCUAAUUAAGCGGCUAAGCCUUUAACCACGCGCUAAACGGCGUCGUAGUGAUAGCAAAGUGUUCGUUGAACAACCGUUUCGUAGUUCUUUUUCUUCUCCUUCUCCUCGUCGUCUUGGGGUUCGAAUUUUUGUAACUGAGAAUAAAUAAUCUGCAAAUAAUUUCGCGAGGAGAAAAAACAAAGAGAGAAAUCUAGUGAAUAGUAAUCAGUGAUAAGUGAUCGGAGAAGACUAGUUUAAUGGCGAGCUCGGCCGCGGUCGCCGGCGUUCUAUCGGCGCACGAUCGCCAGAUUCUGACAGCUGUGAAUACCGGAGCCUCCAGCCUUUCGUUUGUGGGUUCAGGCUUCAUCGUGCUCUGCUACGUUCUCUUCAAGGAACUUCGCAAGUUUUCUUUCAAGCUUGUUUUCUACCUUGCCCUCUCCGAUAUGCUUUGCAGUUUCUUCAGCAUAGUAGGGGACCCAGCCAAAGGUUUCUUCUGCUAUGCUCAAGGCUAUAGCACGCAUUUCUUUUGUGUGGCGUCUUUCCUGUGGACUACAACAAUUGCUUUUACUCUUCAUCGAACUGUAGUUAGGCACAAAGCUGAUGUUGAAGAAUUGGAGGCAAUCUUUCACCUGUAUGUAUGGGGUACUUCGCUGGUUAUGACAGUGAUCCGCUCCUUUGGUAAUGACCAUAGACAUUUCGGCAUAUGGUGUUGGACUCAAACAGGCCGCACAGGGAAGGCAGUUCAUUUUGUAACAUUUUACACUCCUCUCUGGGGUGCAAUUUUAUACAACGGGUUUACAUACUUUCAAGUAAUACGCAUGCUGAAUAACGCAACCCGUAUGGCAGUUGGUAUCUCAGACCGAGUUUAUGUUCCAGAUGCAAGAGAUAACAUGAAGUCUCUGAAUCGAUGGGGAUACUAUCCACUGAUUCUAAUUGGAUCAUGGGCAUUUGGCACUAUUAACCUUAUUCAUGAUUUUAUUGAGCCUGGCCAUAAGAUAUUUUGGCUGUCAUUUCUUGACGUCGGAAUGGCUGCCCUUAUGGGCCUCUUCAACUCAAUUGCAUAUGGCCUCAAUUCUUCAGUUCGUCGUGCAAUUUGUGAAAGAAUGGACAUGUUCUUACCAGAGAGAGUGUGCAGAUGGCUGCCAAACAAUUUCAAGUACAGGAACCAGCAGCAAGAAAAUGAACUGGUCUCCUUAAAAAUUGAAGAUAAAUAACCAUGAAAAGAUAUAUUGUGAUCCCCAAUACCAUAUUUCGACAUGUAAAUAUGCUGAAAUGCUGUUUUCAUCAACAGCAGAGGAUCUGCUGGCACUUGGCAGCAGUCAUUCCAGGCUGUGUUGCUGAAUCGUGGCAUUCACAUAGAUUUUAUAGUGCCAAGGAUUCUUCUCAAAGAAACCAGUGGAUGCUCCAGUUCAUUCAAUCAGUCGAUCUCUCUGCUUAACAGCCAUCAUUAUUAUGCUUAUAUUGAAGAUCCGUUGCUUUUGGCUUUGGCAAGUGCACUUAUUCAGAAAAGGCUCAGUGAGUCUCUGAUUCAUCGUGGACAAGUUUUAACUUCGAGCAUUGUUGCAUAUUCUUGUAUUUCUUCCUAGUUUUGGGAAUUAGAUAUACUAAAAAUUCCAGUUCUAUAGUUGAUGCAUUUUAAAAUAGCUUAACAUUUUGUCUUCUCAAAAUUUGCCUAGUCUUAUUAGUUCUCUGCCAGUAAGUACAAUGCUUAGUCUUUUAUUAAUUUCUUCCACUGUUUCAGUUUUUAA
Molecule: messenger RNA, 1731 nt
Organism: Arachis stenosperma
Lineage: Eukaryota; Viridiplantae; Streptophyta; Magnoliopsida; Fabales; Fabaceae
Product: G-protein coupled receptor 1-like
Exons: 9
Coding region: 241-1197 (318 amino acids)
Biological process (GO): adenylate cyclase-activating G protein-coupled receptor signaling pathway; cell surface receptor signaling pathway
Cellular component (GO): plasma membrane
Molecular function (GO): G protein-coupled receptor activity
Source: RefSeq, a predicted model, not a curated record